AUGACAUCUACAGAAUUUCUAUGGACCCUUGAUGAACUUCAGCCCCAUGAGAUUCAGUCCGUCUUCCGAGACACAAUCUUGUCGUUUGUGAUUGUGUCCCAACACAUUGAUCAAACAUUGAGCAAUUACGUCAAAUACAUGGAACCAUGGUUGCGGUAUCCAUGGAACUUUAAACAGCCCCAAUUCCAAGCACUCACAUUCAAUGUCGUUGAAUACAUUUAUGGAGAGCUCAAUUACCACGAGCACGUACUAGAUAUGGAAUUAUUCAUUGCUAUUCUCCUCGACUUUACCAAGUAUGAAGAUUGCUACGUCCAUGUAUUUGAUUCGGUGACACUCGAGCCCGUGUUGGCAACAUGCCAUGAUGAGCUUAGGGCCGAGUUACAAGAUGUGACCACGUCACGGAAUAGAGUUUGGCUACAUGAUGGAGGAUGCAUUGUGUUGAAUCGACUCAUUGAUCAAGGUGGAUAUUUGCCAUUGCAGGAAGCCAUUAAGCAAAUUUUUGUGGGAGAUUAUAAACAGGACGAUACAUUGACCACCGCAUUGAAAAACAAGUGUAAUUUGGAUACAGGAUUGAGCCAUGUGCAUGAUGUCACCUUCACAUUUCCUGUUCCAGUGGCAAAACUAGCUACAGCAGAUCCAAUGGUGGUUGCGAAAAGUUUAGAGGCGCUUGAGAAUGAAGAGGAGGUUGAACCACUAGUGUUUGAAGAGGGAAUGGAAGUUACAUUGCCUGUAAACAGUGUGCACCUUGGUGUGUUGUUGGGAAUUGCGUCAGCUUUAGGCAAACCGCGAGAGUUGAGUGGGAUUGUAUUAUCGGGUCUACAAAAGUAUUAUGCAGGUAAAGAAGAACCAAAAGUGCCCGAAACAAUAAAGCCUUCGUCACGAACACUACUACAGGACGAACUAAUGAAUAGAGGGAUAAUAUUGGAACGUGUUCCUGAGGAUACCGAAUUGGUUGAAAUGAUCGCCGACAUCAACAAACCACAAAUGGAAGAUGAAGAACAGUAUGCCAGAAACCUUCAGCAAGUGUUUGAGGAAGGACUCGACGAAUUUGAGGAUAUGAUCGAUGAGGAAUACGCAGAGGAGCGAGAUAAUGAAACAGACGACGAUCUCACAGAUGACGAUUUGAAUGUGUUUCGAUGGCGAUACUAUGAUAUUUCAUCCGAAUGGCUUCCCCGUGAUCAAGUUGCUCAAAAGUAUCAAGAAUUCAAGACAUCAAUUUUGCAUAAAACAGCUGUAUUCAAAGAUGACUUCAAGAACACCGAGUUUGAAGAUUUCCCCGAAUUUUUGGAACUGGAAAUCAUUUUGGAGAUGAGUGGUGUCAAAAACAAGUAUGGUGAUGAUUCGGAUCAAAGUGAUGACGCUACGGAAAUAUACCAAGGGGAUAUGGCGUAUGAUGAGUAUUUGAAGUUUAGGAGUAAAUUAAGACAAGAGGGUGCUAAUGUUAGCGAUGAGGAGCCAGAAGACGAUGAUGAUGAUGAUGAUGAUGACGAUUGGGAGAAUGUCGAUGACGAUGAUGAUGCCGAAGGCGAUGAUGAGCUAGUAAGUGACGAUAGUGACGAAGAUAUUGCCGGCAAGUAUGUACAAAAACCGGUACUUGAAACGUUGGAUGAAGAGCCGUCAUCGCUCGAAUACGAAGAGUUGGAUCCUAAAUUAACGAAAAGGGAAAUUGAACGCCUUACAUCCACAAUGAAGUCACUAAGGACGAGCGAGGAUACCAAUCUUGAACUGAAAAUUAAGAAAGGGAAAUGA
Messenger RNA from Lodderomyces theae, 1749 nucleotides. RefSeq lists its product as uncharacterized. Lineage: Eukaryota; Fungi; Ascomycota; Pichiomycetes; Serinales; Debaryomycetaceae. The transcript has a single exon. The record is from RefSeq and is a predicted model, not a curated record. Bases 1 to 1749 code for a protein of 582 amino acids.